GCACAUCAAUCACCAAAUAUUUUUCUGACAUUGAGUUGAAUUUGUAAAUAAAGAAAAGUCAAAAAUAAUAAUAAAAAACGUUAAUGAGAAUAUCUUACAUAUCUACAUAACGAAAACAUUUAAAAUUCGAAUUUUCGCACUCGAAAUGCUAUAGAUUUUCAUGUAACAUCCUGAAUAUGGCUUUAAGAAACAUAAUUUUGCUCAGUCAAAUUGCAGGAUAUGUAGUUGCUUUUAUUUUAUCGCUAUGUAUUGUUGUGCCUAUGAGUCUUCACCAAGAUGAAUUCAGGGGCCACUGCUUACUAUUCUCUACCGGGGAAUGGCAAGAAUCAGAUGGUCAACUUAAGGUGAAUUGGGCUUCACAAGGGUAUUGCAAUUAUACAAUAUUUGUUGGUGUGGUAUUGUGCUUGGUUUCUCUAAUUCAAAUAUACAGACUGUCUGUGUUUUUACAUAAAGGGACAGAUAGCAGCUUUCUUUCAGCAUUCAUAGAUGUACUAUCUGGAAUACUUUUGUGUGCACUGACUAUUAUUGCUGCACUGAUGAUUACGUUAGGAUUCAUGACGUGGUGUCAGAAUAUAACUCAAAGAUUUUCCUCAUGUGAAUUAGCAGCUGGCCAGGACAUUGAUAAGAAGGAUGGAAUAAAUACAACUCAUUUUUACAUUGAAUUAGGGACUGCUCAGUUUGGGGUAUGGGGGUCUUUCGCAGUAUGGGUUGGUCUUUCAGUUUUUGCACUCAUAAAACUUUGUCGAUAUCAUCAAAUAGAAAAUAUAAGGGUAUCUAUGUAUCGGGAGAGGCAAAAAUUGAUAAAUGAAAAUGCCGAUUCGCCAGGUAGUUCUUUAGGAAGGGAAUCCAGUGUUAGUCAAUCAACAACUGCAGAAAUGGUAAAUUGAUUAAUCACAGCAGUCUUGAGAUAUCCCUCUUUAGUGAUAUAUACAAUUAUCCACAUCACAUUGUUUAUCCAUAGUACCUUUCAUAAUUUGAUUGAUUAUAGUUCUUAUUGAAUGUCUGUUGAAGCUCAAUCAAUUUGCUACAAAUACCAUAUAACUUUAACAGUUAUGAUGAAACUCAUAGGAAAUAAAAAUAAAGUUUUUAUUAUUUUUUUAUCGUUCUUGGAUAUUAAAUUGUUGAUUGAAAAUUGAUUUGUAUGUGAAUUAAAAUUAGUUAUCUUGCCUCUUAAAUCUUGUUUUGUGAGUGAUAUUUCUGGAUUGUUGAAACUGUUAUCAAAGACUUGCUGCAAUGAAUGACUGAUGUGUGAAAGCAAUUUUGGAAUCGAAUAUUAUUCAACAUAUUAAUCUCUAUAAUCAGUUAGAUUAAUUUGGCUAAAAACUUUUCAAAAAAACGAAUAAGGAUGAAGAAAAGGAAAGUGCUUCCAUGAAAAAUUUCUCUAGAAAUUGUUUGAUUUAUUGUUGCUACCUUUUAUUCUUCACAUGGAAAGAUGAGCACAUUUUUGAGAAUGAUAAAUGUUGUAGUUGAAGCCAAGAUAAAUGAAUAUCAUAUCUUUGGCGAGUGUGAUUUGAAAAUGAUGAUAAAAGCUUUAAAUACAUUGAAAUUAUAUGAGAUGUUCAACAUUCUCUAUUAUCAAAUAAUGUAUAAAGUACUCCGUACUACUUUAUUACCUAUAAUCUGUAUAGUCCUACAAUUAAUUUUAUGAUGAUUUAAUGUAGCCAGAAUUAUGAAUUUUAUAUAUCUUAUGUAUAAGUGGAAACAAACCCGAAAUGUAGCCCCAUUUCUAAAUAAAUAAUGAAAAUUA
Messenger RNA from Coccinella septempunctata (seven-spotted ladybird), 1747 nucleotides. Its product is annotated as transmembrane protein 179. NCBI's taxonomy places the organism in Eukaryota, Metazoa, Arthropoda, Insecta, Coleoptera, Coccinellidae. The record is from RefSeq and is a predicted model, not a curated record. The coding region runs from base 177 to 887 and encodes 236 amino acids. The transcript has 4 exons.